CUCUCUUAAUCAAUCCCUUUUUUUUUUUUUUUGACAAAAUCUGAAUUUGUUUAAUCUUUUCUCCCUGAAAAAAUCGGAGGGACAGUAAUUCGAAAUUCGACGCUGCUAUACUGCCAUGGAGAUCUUCCAGAAGGCAGAGAAGGUUCGACUACGCAGUCACCAUGACAAAUACCUUCUCGCUGAUGACGAUGAAGAAUCAGUGUCCCAAGACCGCGACGGUACCCUGAAGAACGCGCAGUGGACGGUGGAGUUAGUAGAAAACGCCGACGUUAUACGGCUCAAGAGCUUUUAUGGGAAAUACCUGACCGCCUCGAACAUGCCGUUCCUUCUUGGAAUGACGGGGAAGAAGGUAUUGCAAACGGUGCCGAGACGGUUGGAUUCUUCCGUCGAAUGGGAACCCAUCAGAGAAGGCGUUCAGGUUAGGCUCAAGACGCGGUACGGCCAGUAUUUGCGAGGAAAUGGGGGGCUGCCGCCGUGGAGGAAUUCGAUUACCCAUGAUAUCCCUCAUAGAACUGCCACCCAAGAUUGGAUUCUUUGGGAUGUGGACGUUAUCCAAUUUCGGAGACCCAAGCAGCAGGCUUCCCCAAAAGUGCAACCACCACCACCACCACCACCGGAAUUGGUUGAUCGUGUCGAAUCUGAGCCCCCUUCUCCGACGGCAAUUUCACUUAGGUCUCCUAAAAUGACUAGAUUAGAGUCUGAUGAUUCAUUUGAUGUUUCUUCUCCGGCAAAGAUUGAAGGACGAUUGAUUCAUUAUGAAGUGGUAGAUGAAGAUGGGGAGGUUGACGAGGCAAUGGGACAACGUUCUUCCACAUUCAAGGGCAGUGGGGUUGAAGAAUUGAAGGAAAUGCUGAAGGAAGAAACAGGGUUGAAUGAAAUCUUCGUCUGUUCUCGCAAUCCUUUGAAUGGAAAGCUUUACCCUCUUCGGUUGCAUCUUCCUCCUAACAAUGUAACAAUGCGUGUAGUUGUGGUUCCAUCAUACUCCAAAGUGGCAACAGAAUUUGAGGCAUGAUAAAAGCAGCAUCCAAGGAUCACUUCCCUGCUGAGGAACAGGAAUUGAAUCAAGGCAGAUUGAAUUUACAUGCUACAAGGUCUUCUAAUGUCACUGGAGGCGUUGAGAACAUUAUAUAGUUGACGGUCUUCGCUUGGAAAAUUGUUUUUCAUUCUCUAACUGUGUGUUUUUCUGUUUCAAAUCUAAUCAGUGGUGAUUUUCAUGUGGGAAAGAGGGAGAACACAAUUAAAAUAAUCAGUUUCUC
Messenger RNA from Rubroshorea leprosula, 1256 nucleotides. The record is from the annotation of a GenBank genome assembly. Lineage: Eukaryota; Viridiplantae; Streptophyta; Magnoliopsida; Malvales; Dipterocarpaceae.